This is a messenger RNA of Struthio camelus australis, 3311 nucleotides long. The record is from RefSeq and is a predicted model, not a curated record. NCBI's taxonomy places the organism in Eukaryota, Metazoa, Chordata, Aves, Struthioniformes, Struthionidae.
AUGUCCCAGUCUAAAGGGCUUGAAGAAAACGCUUCAUCCUACUUGUCAUGUAGGGCCUCAGAUGGGUCCGCUAACAGAGUGAACGUUUUGCCUCUGCUGGAGGGUGAAAGUCGCUGUCUGGAUAAUCAGGGCCUGUCACCAGUCACCAAGAACAAUGGACUACUCAAUAUCACCUUUAAAUAUGACAAUUGUACUCCGUAUCUGAAUUCGGUGGGAAAGCACGUGAUUGGAGAUGUGCAGAAUAUAACAAUCAGUCAGUAUUCAUGUUAUGAACAGGUUGCAGUGACGAUACUUUGGACAGCAAAUACCAUUGGGAUUGAAUACCUAAAAGGAUUUCGAGUAAUACUUGAGGAAUUAAAAUCAGAGGGAAGACAAUGUCAGCAGAUGGUUUUAAAGGAUCCAAAGCAACUCAGCUCCAGUUUUAAAAAAACAGGAAUGGAAUCUCAGCCUUUCAUAAAUCUGAAGUUUGAAACGGAUUAUUUUGUAAAGAUUGUUCCUUUUCCUUCCAUUAAAAACGAAAGUAAUUAUCACCCAUUUUUCUUCCGAACUCGACCAUGUGAAUUGUUGCUACAGCCAGAAAACCUCGUCUGCAAACCUUACUGGAAGCCAAGGAAUCUGAAUGUGACCCAGCAAGGCUUUAACAUGCAAGUGUCUUUUGAUCAUGCACCGCACAACUUUGGGUUUAGAUAUUACUUUCUUCACUACAAACUUAAGCAUGAAGGACCGUUUAAGCAGAAGACCUGCAAACAGGAGCAGAACACAGACACUACAAGUUGCGUUCUUCAGAAUGUAUCUCCAGGGGAUUAUAUAAUUGAGCUGGUGGAUGACACUAACACAACAAGGAAAACAAUGCAUUAUGCACUAAAACCAGUACACUCUCCGUGGGCUGGACCAAUAAGAGCUAUUGCCAUUACAGUCCCCUUAGUCGUCAUUUCAGCAUUUGCAACGCUUUUCACAGUGAUGUGCCGCAAGAAACAGCAAGAAAAUAUAUAUUCUCAUCUAGAUGAGGAGAGCUCAGAAUCUUCAGCAUAUGCUGCAGUGCUCCACGUGGAAAGACUUCGUCCCCGGCCAAAAGUGUUCAUCUGCUAUUCCAGUAAAGAUUGCCAGAAACACAUUAACGUCAUCCAAUGCUUUGCUUAUUUUCUUCAGGACUUUUGUGGCUGUGAGGUGGCUCUAGAUUUAUGGGAAGAUCUAAAAAUUUGUAAGGAAGGGCAGAAAGAGUGGCUUAUUAAAAAAAUGAAUGAGUCCGAAUUUAUCAUCACUGUAUGUUCCAAGGGAAUGAAAUACUUUGUUGAAAAAAAGAACUGGAAACCCAGAGGGGUAACCAGAGAUGCAGGGAGAGGAGAACUCUUUCUGUUUGCUGUGUCAACUGUUGCAGAGAAGCUUCGUCAGGCAAAGCAGAAUUCAAAUGACCUCGGCAAGUUCAUUGCAGUCUACUUUGAUUACUCCUGUGAAGGAGACAUCCCUGGUAUUCUGGAUCUAAGUACAAAAUACAAACUCAUGGAUAAUCUUCCUCAGCUUUAUUCCCAUUUACACUCCAGAGAUCUCAGCCUACAGGAUUCAGAGCUGUUUCCUGUGAACGUUAGUAAAAGGAAUUAUUUCAGAAGCAAAUCUGGACGAUCCCUUUAUGUUGCCAUUUGCAAUAUGCAUCAGUUCAUUGAUCAGGAACCAGACUGGUUUGAGAAACAAUUUAUUUCUUUUCCUCCAUCUCCUUUACAUUACUCGGAGCCUGUCAUGGAAAAAUUUGACUCAGGCUUGGUUUUAAAUGACUUAGUGAGUAAACAGAUGACGGAUGCUGAUUUUUACCUGAAAACAGAUGGAAAUGUUAUUUCGGUUGCAAAUGCAGACUCCCAUUGUAUAAUUCAGCACUUAAACCUUGGAGAAGAUAUAGAAACUCAGGACAUUCAAGGCGGCCGUUCUGUUCUUCAGCCGUUGUUACAUGUUGUUAAAGCUUCCAAUCUUACAGAUAUGCCUCGAGAUUCUGGAAUCUAUGAUUCGUCUGUUCCUUCAUCUGAAUUAUCUUUACCUUUAAUGGAAGGACUGUUGACAGAUCAAAUUGAAACAUCUUCCAUUACAGGAAGCGUUUCUUCAUCAUCAGGUUUAGGGGAAGAAGAACCUCCUGUAAUCACUGCCACAAAGUUCCUAGUGCCUGGAAUAUAUAAAGCAGAACUUCAUUGCCAUAUCCAUACUGACGAACUGCAGGCAAUUGCACCUUUGUAAUACGUUACAACAUUGUUAUGCAUUGCCACUUUAUCAACAGCCUCUGUUUGUGCUUUAACUACCACACUAUCCCAGCACUAAACCUGCUUGAAGGAACAAAGAUUCCCUGAAGACCUGCUAUUCCUAAGGGAUUUUUAUAGCCAGUAAACUUGAACCUGUCAGUCGUUAUUAUAUCAAGUCUUACAUGAUUUGAAAAAUGCAGCGUGGAAAAAUAGAUGAAAAUACACUUCAAAAUCAUUCCUAUUUCUAACUUACAUUUCAUGAUCAUAUUACACUGUUUACAGAUGCCAUAAUCAAAAAUCACUUUUUUUCCCUAGAAAUAAUCUUGCAUUUGGACAGAAAAUUGCUUGGACCUUUAAGUCUUAGUAAAUUUUAUUGUCCGGGCUCUUGUUUUAAGUGCUGACGUACUUGAUGACAGGAUUAUUUUAGUGAAUGAGCAGCAGGGUUUUUUUCAGAAUCAACAUAAAAUGCCAAAGGUGAGAUCACGUGAUUCUCCAAAGGAGAAUUCCAGUUCUUUUAGAAAUAUUUGAGCUCCUUUCCUCACACUCUUCUCUCCCUUUCCUAAAUGGUAAUGUGUCUCAGACUUCAAUUUCAAAUAAGAGCAUGUCUCCCACUUCAGUAUGAUUCUCCUUUCUUUCUCCAUAAUCUGGCUAUGAUGGCUCACAAAUAAUAACAUACUGAGCCUGAAAGUAUCAUUUUUACAAUCGAAAAAAAUUCCUAUAUAUGCUGACUGAGUGAUACCAUGGAAACUUAGCUUCCUGUUUUCUUCCUGGAAGGGUUGAUAUGAAGAAUAUGUCAAAGAGAUGGGGGAAGGGAAACCAAAUUUUGUAUUUGUUCAGGGCAUCGUUCUGUCUUUGUUCAGCCAUGAGAGGAGCGUGCUGUGUGGGGAAUUUCUGUUAUCCUUCAAGAACAUGCUGCUACAAAUUCAUCUGGGGUAAAACAAGUUAAGACAAGCAGUUAACUUACAUAAGUACUUUAGUUCAUGUUGAUCAACCACUAAACAGAAGCCUAUGAGUUAUUUUGAAGUCCCCAGUACUUACCAUUACUUAGUGAUUAAGAUGGUAUAAUAUUACUAGUGUUAUGUUAACAAA